AUGGCAAACAUCCCCAGCUUUAUCGAUCGACUCUUAUCAGUCAAUGACACGGCGAACCCCUCUCUGACACAUUGUAUCAAAGAAGCGGAGAUCGACGAUAGACGAUACUCGUUGAGUUUGUACAACGCUUUUCAGGACCUCUUCAACGGUCUCCCCUUGUGUGCCAUGAUUUCUGGGCGUAUUUUCUGUAUGCACGGAGGUCUGAGUCCUCAACUGGAGUCGUGGAAGCAGCUCGCCGCCAUCAAGCGUCCUUUCGAUCCACCAAACAAAUCAAUCGCCAUGGAUCUUCUUUGGGCAGAUCCGGAGAACAAUAUGAACGGAUGGGCAAAGAACUCUCGAGGUGUUUCUUAUAUUUUUGGUGCUGAUGUCGUCAAGGAUUUUACGGACAAGAUGAACAUUGAUUUAAUUGCCAGAGGACAUCAGGUGGUUCAAGACGGCUACGAGUUCUUCGCUGGCAAACGACUUGUGACAAUCUUCUCGGCCCCAAAAUAUUGUGGAGAAUUCGACAACAAUGCAGGAGUGAUGAUUGUUGAUGAGAGGCUCAUAAUCUCGUUUGACAUUCUGAAACCUGCCAUUCGUGAAGUGACGAUUCGAGCACGUGGAACAUCUAAAAACGCGUCGACAAGAAGCAUGCUUGUCAGCAGUCGAGGACCCAAAUCGAAAAUGGGAUGA
This is a messenger RNA of Caenorhabditis briggsae, 672 nucleotides long. Gene Ontology annotation, molecular function: protein serine/threonine phosphatase activity. The transcript is spliced from 5 exons. The record is from RefSeq and is a predicted model, not a curated record. NCBI's taxonomy places the organism in Eukaryota, Metazoa, Nematoda, Chromadorea, Rhabditida, Rhabditidae. Gene Ontology annotation, cellular component: nucleus; cytoplasm. The coding region runs from base 1 to 672 and encodes 223 amino acids.